Bipolaris oryzae ATCC 44560 is the source of this 252-nucleotide messenger RNA. RefSeq lists its product as uncharacterized. The coding region runs from base 1 to 252 and encodes 83 amino acids. NCBI's taxonomy places the organism in Eukaryota, Fungi, Ascomycota, Dothideomycetes, Pleosporales, Pleosporaceae. The record is from RefSeq and is a predicted model, not a curated record. The transcript is spliced from 2 exons.
AUGACGGCUGCGCUCGUUCCAUCUCGCUCCACACGCGUAAAAUGGAAGGCAGAGGCGCCGAAGUAUAUUGGCGCUGGCGUGUAUAUCUGCAGCCAGCCUUUUCUAUUGUACACCAACAUGCUCUCUAGCUACGAAACAUUCGACUCCGCUCGCUCCUCGCCCUACCCCUAUGCGAUGCUCAACGACCUCAACGAGAGACGACCCGCGACGGCCAUCCUCGCUAGCCCCGCACGCGCUAUCACUAGGCAAUGA